Molecule: messenger RNA, 9947 nt
Organism: Pygocentrus nattereri (red-bellied piranha)
Lineage: Eukaryota; Metazoa; Chordata; Actinopteri; Characiformes; Serrasalmidae
Gene: slc16a2
Product: solute carrier family 16 member 2
Exons: 7
Coding region: 1524-3221 (565 amino acids)
Biological process (GO): transmembrane transport
Molecular function (GO): monocarboxylic acid transmembrane transporter activity; thyroid hormone transmembrane transporter activity
Source: RefSeq, a predicted model, not a curated record
CCAAAACACUGCCUUUACAUCCGUGAACGCCAGAUUAUCCUCAUUUCCAUUUAACACGGGCCAACAGUGUAUUGGAUGGAGCACAUCAGGAGGAUGGUGUCUCGAAACGCUUUAAUAUAGAAGGUGCGUUUGCCGGUUUGACUUGUAAAACGUCGUCUUGUUGAUAGCACGUAGCAUGAUUGGACAGAUUAGAUGUAUAUCUCAGAGAUAAAGCUUUAGGUAUGGAAGGACUCAUGUUCUGUAAUAGUUUCUGCUAAACAACCUACAUCACUGCCUGAAUCGAUUGUGGGUAGUCAACAUUGAUUUCACUGAUGGACACUGACUUCGCUCCCGGCACGUUGUUGACGGUCGCUGUGUGUCAAACUUGCGCAUGCGCGCACCAUGGCUCACAGUGUUUGCGUCAUCCUGCCUAGUUCAUUACUGGCUUCUUCUGAGAAUGGAACCGAGCUCAAGAGAAAAGGGGCUACCAGCCAGUCGCAGCGCAGGAAAGGGAUUCUACUAGCCAAUCCCAAAGCUGGAGGGGAAUUCUUAUUAGCUCAUCCCUGCACAGGAGACGGAUACUACUAGCCAGCCGGAGCACAGGAGGCGGAUAUUUCUACACAAUCUCAAGGCAGGAGGCGGAUACCUUUAGCCAGUCCCAUCGUAAGAGGUGGGUAAUACUAGCCAGUUCUAGCUCAGGAUGAGGAAUACUGUUAGGCGGAACAGUGGUAGCCAAUCAUAGUGCAGAAAGCAGGCUCGUACAAGCCAAUAGAUGAACAUUACGGCCAUAUUACAAGCCAAUCCCAGCGCAGGAGGCCGCACGCUAUCAGUCAAUCUUUUUGCACGGAGGCGGGGUUUGCCGGAUUACGGGUGGGGAAAAAACAGCGCGAGAGUGAGGGAGGGGUUGGUGUCUGCUUUCCGAUCCCGUGUGUAAAUCUUGCGCCGGUGGAUUUUUAAAUCCGCUGCUCCGGCUCGCCAUUGGUGCUGAAGGUGAGGUGGAGGCGGGAGAGGAGGGGGCCGUUGCAUGGAGAUUGUUUACUUUAAGUUCAUGACGGAGGCUAACGGAGAGUCAGCGUCGGUGCAGCCAGGACCAUCUGGGGCUUUGCGCUGGAGAGCGGGUAAAAACGUUAAAUUAAUGAGAGAGGAGGAGCCGGGCUCUCAUUCGUCUGCGGAUAAAGGGAUGUGGAGUGGAGCUUCGGUGUGAGCUCUCCUUUGCCUUCUUCUAGCGGAGGACUUGUUUUUUUUUUUGACCGGAGAGAGUUGUUGCCCCUCGCUGCACGUUCUGGGUUCAGCAGGGACCUUUCGUGCCAAGCACAGCGCUUCGACAUGCAAACCUUUCUUGCCCCUUGGUUCCCAGGUGCUGUGUAGGAUCACAUCGGGUUGGACUUUAUUGUUAUUUAAAUUCCUCCUUUAUAAACUCUUCACGUAGAGUCUUUGUCUUUUGCUCUUUGUGGGCACGAAGCCUGGGUCAGUUGCAUAUGCCAAAAAGACUCCUGCUGAAUAUAUCAGCCUACGUUUGGAUGCAUAGGCUCUAGGAAAACAAGAUGCAUUCGGAAAACAAUAGUAGAAACGCCGCCGGGAGCAGCGAAGAAUGCACCGGUUCCUCAGAGCCCGGGAAAGGGGGUGCAGAGAGCUGUGCGGAGGCGGUGUCCACGUCCGAGGUGCAGAGCCAGCAUCCCCCUAUGGAGCAGCACACCGAGGGCACCGAGACGCGUGAACACGGGGAGGAGGCAGAGAGCAAAACCCAGCCAGAUGACUGCGCGGUGCAGCUGAUGCACGCCGCUGGGUCCGAAAAGGAGCAAGCAGCCACGCCACCACCCCCCGUGCCCACAACCGCACUGCCAGGACCCGCGUUCGCUCCACCCGAGGGCGGCUUCGGCUGGCUGGUGGUGUUCGCUGCGACCUGGUGCAACGGCUCCAUCUUUGGCAUCCAAAACUCUUUCGGGAUCCUGCACAUGAUGCUCGCCGAGGAACAUGCUAAAGACCAGACGUCCCAGUUUAAAGUGGCGUGGGUUGGGGCCUUGGCAAUGGGGAUGAUUUUUUUCUGCUCUCCCGUGGUCAGCAUGUUCACGGAUCAUUUCGGCUGCAGGAAGACAGCCGUGGGCGGAGCCUUUGUCGCCUUCCUUGGACUCCUGAGCAGCUCGUUCGCCACGACCUUGGGUCUACGUUACUUCACCUAUGGCAUCCUGUUUGGCUGUGGAUCCUCCUUUGCCUUUCAGCCAUCUUUGGUGAUUUUGGGGCACUACUUCCGCCAGCGCCUGGGCCUGGCUAAUGGAGUGGUCACCGCCGCCAGUAGUGUCUUCUCCAUGGGUCUGCCCGUUCUACUUAAGAAGGUUGUGGGGCCCCUUGGCCUUUGCAAAACCUUUCAGAUCCUAAGCCUGUUCAUGUUGGUUCAGUCGUUGCUGGCCCUUACUUUCAGGCCACUGCUCCCCAGUGGCACAUGCCCAGUGCCAGGUAUGGGGCCAGAUGGAGGGCCCCCGGGGCUGCCUGGAACGCCAGGCUCUGCCUCUGGGAGUCGGUGGCGAAGGAGCAUGCUGAAGAUAAGAAAGUAUUUCAACGUGCGUGUCUUUAGUGUGGUGACCUAUCGUGUGUGGGCAUUCGGGGUGGCCACGGCAGUGCUGGGAUACUUCGUACCCUAUAUACACCUGAUCAAGUUUGUGAAGGAGCAGUUUCAGGAGACACAAAGGGAGUGGGUGCUGUUGGUCUGUUUGGGGGCAUCUUCAGGAGUUGGACGUCUGCUCUUCGGAAAAGUGGGCGAUCUCAUCCCUGGAGUGGGAAAAAUUUACAUGCAGGUAGCCUCGUUUAUGGUCCUGGGUCUGAUGUCAAUGAUGAUCCCGUUGUGUAGAGUAUUCGAGGGGCUAGUGGUGGUGUGUGUGUUCAUGGGGCUCUGUGAUGGCUGUUUCAUUACCAUCAUGGCUCCCAUCGCCUUCGAGUUGGUAGGGCCCAUGCAGGCAUCCCAGGCCAUUGGCUACCUACUGGGCCUCAUGGCUGUACCAAUGACGGCAGGCCCCCCUAUUGCAGGUCUUCUUCAUGACUACUUUGGGAACUACCAUGUGGCAUUCUAUCUGGCCGGUGUGCCCCCGAUUGUUGGGGGUAUUGUGCUGUUUUUUGUCCCAUUGGUGUACAAGCGUCUUCAGAAACGUCUGGCUGAAGCCUCUGACCCCAGCACAGACCGGAUGUUGAAAAACUGCUCCAAUGGAGACAUGCUGCCUGGAUACACAGACAUGGAGACACACAUAUGAGCCUCAUACCUACAAAAAGUCUUAGGAGAAGAGACCUGCACAUCAAAGAAAAAAAUCCCCAGCCUCCCAUCAAUCCCCCCACCCUCCACCAUCCCCAUAACCAUCACCACCACAGAGGGAUUUUGGAAAGAAGGCUCGGAAACCCCUCCAUCUUCUGCAGUGUUUCCUAGAAGAGAGCUGAGUGAUAUACGGCUACACAUUACAAGGUUUGAGGCCCAAAAAACAUUUGCAAGCAGCAAAAAAGGAGCAAGCAUCACACAAUCCAAAACACUAUGAGUGGCUUUAAAUCAGAGGAAAAUCAAAGUCCUCCAUGAUUUUACCCAAGAAAGUCUUCACACCAUGGAAAGAAGGGGUCGCUGUGUAGCAACAGAGAUUUUCAUUCCCCCCAGAACUCUUUUUGAAGAUAUUUCCCUGUUGUUUCAAUUUUUUUUUUGUUUAAAACUUUUUAUGCUUACAUUUAGGGUUUUUUUUUUUUUUUUUAUGAAACGUGGUAUCUCCUCCCCAGCCACUGGAUUUUGAUGACCUCUCAUGUGGUUUUGAGAUUAUAUGAAACAACAUUGCAACUACACUACAUGCCACACUCAAAUGUUACAGUAAAACUGCUUUUUAACCCCUUAAACUGACACAUUCUCAUAACUCUCAUAACUUAAUUAUUAGUUACAGAACAGUAGCUUCACAAUAAUAAAUAGUAAAAAAAUACUCAUUAAUAAAUCUUUAGUUUACUAACUGAAUAAUAACCUUUAGUUUAAGGGGUUAAAUGUGGACUUAGAAAGGUGACUUUCUAAGCUAAGUCUUUACAGAUUGCUACAAACCUCAGCCAAGGGUUUUACUAUGCAGUAACAAAACUCUGUCAUACUGUGCUGACUUUUUAGAGCCAGUCAGUCAAUUGCAACACUUAGUGCCAGUGAGCUAUGAUAAUAUAGCCUUAAUUCAUUCUUUAAGGGACCUACCAUAUUUCAUAACCUGUUCUGUGAUUAGGAUAAGCAAUGACAGUCAUAGCCUUCAUAGGACAAAAACUAUCACUACAGAUGCAUAAAGUGUGAGAUUUUUACGACUUUUGUUUGAUUUCUUUGUAUCUGAUUUUAUCAGCUUUCAUUUAUUUGUUUGCAAACAAAUAACAACAGCUCAUAUAUUGCAGUAGGAGCAGGGCCUUUCUAAUGAUUUUGAGGGAUCUUGCACAUUCUUGAUCAGUAAAAAGAAAAUAGAGCUGCUUUUUAUGUUUGAGGGGAGUGAAAUUUAUUGUAAUGGAAUAACAGGAGGAGUUUUCUAAUGUGUCUUGCAAAGACAAUCAGAAUGAGAUUAAAUGGGUCUGUAUAUGAAUGGAGAUUCUGAAGAUAGACAGUGAUUCAUUCAUGACUCAGCAAAAACGUACGGGACAUGGAUUGCUUCUGGCAUUGUGAUAUUUUAGUGUUACACAAUGUCCAAAGUGGACGUUUUGUAGGUCAGUAUUAUGCUAUUCGAAAAAUGAUUUUGGAAUUUCUUAAGAUAUGUUGUUGUGCCCACUUUUAGGUGCUUUUUUCUGUUCAUGCUUGGCUUCUAUUUUAUUUUCAUCACACAAACUUAAUGUGAAAUUCUUUCAUUGGUCAUAAAAACAUCAGAACAACAGAAAUAUAACUUGCUUUCACUUAAUCAUAUACAGUGUAUUAUCAUGGGCCAGUAUAAUCAGUGUCAGUAAAUGUUCUUUGUUUCAGAUCAUUACUAUUAACAUUAUUGGCCACUGUGAUGUUGUCAUGGACACCUGUCUGUUAGGCUGGCUUUACAAAGUGAAACUUCUGUGCAACGUCAGUCACUUGAAACCUGCAUGAAACUAAAUUUAAACAAAAGUUUCUGGCAAUGCACUUGAAACCUCUUUGACACUCACAACAGUUGCAAUUGUCUCAACUUUGUGUUUCAUGAAACAGCAAGUCACACCAGUAAUGUAAAAUGUGAUCAUGUCAGACUGCAGGGGGGGCUUCAGUCUCUGUCCUUUUGCCCUCAUACUGCACAAGUGCCCUCUUGUUCAUUAUGUAUACUAAUUGUAUUUUAUAUUGCCUUCGUAACUGUUCAGGAUCCUUUUUACUGAGACACAGCUGGCUUAGCCUCAGCCCAAGAAUAGAGCUAGUGAGUCUGUUCGAGUUCCACGUGCUUCCACAUGCUCUUGAGUGCCCUCCCCCUCAAAUUUCACCACAGUCAGUUCUGAACUUUCAUGGAUGUAUACAUCACUGCAGCAAUGAAAAUCCUGCUGAUAAAGUACCAAACAUUUCUGUUUAAAAAAGGCAAGUACCAGCAUUUGUUCUGCUGGUAGUCUGCUGUAUCGUGAUCUACAUAGCUAGGUUAUCUUGUCAUAAAAUUCAUAUAAAGAUGUAAAUUGAGGCUCAGUAACACAUUGCAAAUAAUUUUUAUCAAAAUGAUACAAUAUAUGAAAAAUACUAGCCACCAAUGGAAUUAUCAAAUGUUUCAUGUGACUUUGAUCAUUUUUGAAUUGCUGUGUGUAACUGUUGUAUAGUAAUGAUGUUUCAUGCCAUUCACAAUCUGCAACUUGUUGCAUGAAAUUUUCACCAUGUGAAGGGAGCCUUAGAGCUAUGCAUCCUCAACUAGGUCUGCUGCAUACAUGCCACCUGAUCACUGGUAUUAGGAAAAAAAGCCAAAAGUCAGUCACAAUUUAAACCAAAUUGCCUCAGUAGUUCCUCUUCAGGUUUAUUCAUGAAACAGUGCUGAUGUUCCUGAACUACUGGAACCACAUACCUCUGGAGUAGACUCUUAAAAGGAAACCAGUUGAGUUUUGAUCUGUUGAUGGAAGGACACUAUAGUUUCACACUGAAAGAUUGAAUCAGUGAAAAAGAACGUUUUUUUUUUUUAUAGGAACAACACAAGGACACACAUACCUCAGAAAUCUACUAGUUAAGAUAUAUACUGUCAGUUUUACGAUCGUUGUGCACUUCAGCCGUUUUGCAUUUACCUGCUAGGAUUCAGUAAUUGCAGUGUGAAGAGUUCGAGCCUCAAAGCAAAUGAUCCUCAAUACAAGCAUCUCUCUCUCCCCUUCCUAUUUGUUCUCUGCCUCUCUCAGCCUGUAUUGAACUGUUUGCAAUUCUGACUGUGGGGAGACCCUGAACAGAUCCUCUUUUAAACAGCAUCUUUUUACUGCGAGUAGAUAUAGAUGUCGCCAUAGUGACAGAUCUGAAGUUGUUUAUGGUGCCAUUCGUGUCUGGUGUGUGCGUGUGUGUAUGAGUGAUCCCCAAUGGCAGUUUCCGCUUUGUAAUCUUUCAGAACCUCAGGGAUUUUGCUUUGAGAAUUUUUUUCUUCAUGGUUGGAAUUUGUCACAUUCCAACCUCACUGGGCCAGUUUUGAGGCAUCCAUUUCAGCACAUGCUAUGAUGGUACAGCUACUUAGUUGCAGACUGGCAUUUAAAUGUUGAAAGUGAUGACCUGUAGAUGGAUCAGAGUCAUUUUGUGCAAGAUUAUAGCACCGUUUCUUUCCUUGUGCCAUAACAUCAGCUGAGCGUUUCCCAGCCCUUGUAAUUACCCUCUCUUGUCACCAUAGUUACAGAAUGUUGCAUCCUAGCUCGGGUUGUCUUCCAUAAUUUAACAUAAUGUAGUUUCCGCCAAAUCGUAUGUGUGUGGAUGUAUUUGCGUGUGCACCUAAUUUCAUUUACUUAUCCUCUGUCUUUUGUGAUUUGUUCUACAUUCUGCAGAUCAUGAGCAUAUGAUGUUUUCAUUUUCAAAGUGUGACAGUGCAUUCAGUUCCAUAAUGAAACUUCCCCCUCUUCUUACCUCAUAUGACUGGAUUAUUUGUUUCCUGUUUCAAUCAGUCAAGCUUUGCAGAUCAACAUGCAGUGUGAUGCAUAAGUCAGAGAGCACCCUUCAUUUAUUUCCAAUCUAAAUGUCCAUUAAGUACAAGUUAUUAGUUUUUCAGGAGAUAUUUUUGAGGGAUAUCUGUGUUGACAGCAAUUGUUUUCCUCACUUGUUGGCUUUCACAGUCAUGUUUAUUAUCAUAUCAUAGGUCUUACAAUCACAAUAAAGAUUGUCUUACAAUCACAAUAAAGGUUCUAACGUUUAACUGGCGCUAUACAACCAUUAGAGUGUGAUGAGUAAUGUUUGUUUAUUUGGUGUUUAUUAACACCUUGUAGAGGGCACACACACACACACACACACACUAGCUAAGCCUUCUAGGUCAAGGGGGUUCUGUAGUCUAUCCCAGCAGUCAGUGGGUGGAAGGUAGGAAACACGCUGGACAGGUCGCCAGUACAUCGCAUGACCCUUUAGAGGGCAGCGAUGAGUAAUGUUUGUUUAUUAGAUUUUUUGUUAAUUACGCCUUUAGAGGGCAGCAAGGAGUAAUGUUUGUUUGUUUGUUUGUUUGUUUGUUAGUCGUUUAUCACCUUCAGAUGACAGCGGUGAUUAAUUUUUGUUGAUUUGAUAUUUAUUAUCAGUACCUUUAGAGGGUGGCAGUGAGAAAUGUUUGUUUACUUGAUGUUUGUUAAUAACAUCUUCAUUGGGUAGCAUUGAGUAAUGUUUGUUUAUUUAAUGUUUUUAAUAACACCUACAGAGGGUAGCAUUGAUUGUUUAUGUGAGCUUGAGUUGUUCAUGUCGUCAGUUGGGAGCUUCUAAGUAUCGGCAUCUAGAAAACAAAAUAGCUAAUGAAUUUGGCCAUUUUUAGCAUAUACUUUAUUAGUUAUUACUUGCAUAGGAAAUAGGAAAAUCAAAGGAAAAUAUGUGAAAAAUUACAGGCUUUCAAAACUGUAGUUGAAAACACUGCUGCCAGAUAAACAGUACCUAAAGAAUGGAAACGGUGGACUGAACAGUUAAUUAUAUUUAGUUGUUGAGGCUUUCAUAUAAUUUUGUUCUUAAAUAUGUUUUUUUUUUUUUUUUUUUUUGCUUUUUUAUGCUGGAAACUGAGCUUGUAGUUAAGGGUUUUUUUAUCUGAAUUAAAUUACGGGUGAUCUCUGACUUUUGCACAUUACUUGUUAUGUAUUUUUUAUAUUAGCCAACAACUGAUAUUACUGCACUGUAAGUUACAGUGUCUCUGUUCUUUCUGUCUCCAUGAAUAUAUUUGCUAAAGCUGAUUACAUUUAGGACUACAUAUUAUCCGUUUUUAAAGGAAUGGCUUGCCCACUUGUGCUAAUGUGGCUGACCGUAAAUGAAACCCAAUAGCAGGAUGUUAGCAGGGUGUAAUUUGCAUAAUGCUAAUUAGUGGAUGUUUCAUUUAUUACUAGCCUUUUGACUAAACUUUUUUCCCCCCUUUCUCACUAUUACAAUUAGUAGUUAAUUAAAUAUGUAUGAAUAAGCCAGUGCAGUGUAAACUCCUCAGCAUGUCUCACAUUCAAAAAUCAAUAAACAGUUGCAGUAUCAUUUUGUGAAGCUCAGUGGUCACAAAACAUCUUAAGUCAAUUUUGGCCUUGUGUUUUUUUUUCUUGACCUUAACUUUAGGAAACUUUUGGUAAAAUAUUAAACAAAUCAUAAUGGCAGACUGAGUUUUACGCUCCAUGUCGCAAAAUUCAUAUUUAAAUUUGUAGCUUUAAAGAUGAAUACUUAAGAUGUAGAUGCAAGUGGCCACAGGAGUCCAAACAGCUUUAAAUCUCACCUUCACAACCGUGCCUGCUUUAAAAAGGGCCAGUAGAUACUCACCAUUUUGUCAGCAAGUUUAUUGAUUAGUAAUUAAUUGAUUAUGGAUUAUAUUUCCACAGAUCUGAUGGACUUUAUUAUGUACUGGUAAAAAGGAAUGUACGGAGUGCAGAAUCACAUAUAUGCGUUUAUAUAUAAAGAUAACAUUUUUAUUUUUUUGUAAUCUUGUACAUAUUUAAUCAUCCUCUAUACUAAACCUAUAGCUUUAUGAGCACGCCAAGUUUUUGCUUUGUAAACCUGUUCUUUUCUAAUGAAAAUAUAUGACAGACUGUAAUGAUGAACUUAUAGGACUGAACACACUUUUUGUAGAACAUAGGCCAAGUUUAUUGAUUAGUGUCUAAAGAUGCUCCCAGAGUGACCCUUUAGUGUAUGAAAGGGCCAUUACUUUCAGUCUUACAUAUGAACCUUUGUUGUUUGACUUUACCACUUAGUGAUGAUAUUUUUAGCAACACUUACUGUUACUUACUAUAUAAAGAGUCACACCAUUUUCCCUGUAUAACAGCUAUUUACAUACUGUAAUUAAGCCUGUGAAUACGUUAAAUAUGUGAGUAUGACUAGCUGGUAAUCUGGACAUAUACCCCCUCAGAAAGAUCAAUACACAGACACAGAAAUUGAGGGAUGUGUUUUGUUUCUUUAAGCAAUAUUUACAGGGGGAUGAAAUCUACAUGAUAUAGAACAGAAUUAUUACAUCACACAAGUACCGGAUAAAAUGAAUGAUUAAUCACAGCGUGUCCGUUCAACGUGUCGCUUUUGUUUUCUUUUACAGCCUCUCUACAUGUCUCCUUUUAAAGCCUCCACCUUUCUUUCCUUUCAUUUUUUAGUUUCUGCAUAUUUGUCAUUCCUUUUUUGAUUAAAUCAAAGUGAAUUAAAAGCAUUAAAUUUAUGCUGCUAGAUACAUGGAAUUUGUGUUCAUGUGAACAGUACUUUUGAUUACCUGUAAUAAACAUAAUUUGUUUUUUUUUGUUUGUUUGUUUGUUUGUUUGUUUUAUAUCUUAAACCGACGUCACACCACUCUGUUUUUCCUGUAAAUGAUCUGUACUUUAGAUCUUUUUCCAAUUUGCAUUUGUGUUACAAUAAAGUAUGACGCUGAAAACUAUUUUGUCACGUCAAUAAAAUGAUAUUUCUCUUA